CGAGCGCCGAGCGGCCUGGCGGUGUAGACCGCGUUUCUUCAGGAUGUGUGCUGUACGCAGGCUGCGCGGGAAGCGCCGGGGGUUGCCCCUCCAGCCACUGCACGAGUGGUCAAAUGGGAGCAGAUGAAGAAAUUGAUGGCUUCGAAGGAAGAUCAGCUGAAGUAGAAGAAAUAAAGGUGGAAAAAGAGGCCAAAACCCAAGCUAUUCUUUUAGAGAUGGAGGAAGUGACUUUUGAGGAUGUGGCUGUGAACUUCACCAUAGAGGAGUGGGCUUUGUUGAAUUCAUCCCAGAAGAAGCUCUACAGAGAUGUAAUGUGGGAAAACUUUAGGAAUGUGUCUAUUAUAGGAAGAAACUGGGAUGACCAGCAAAUUGAAGAUGAGUACCAAAAUUACAGGAAAAAUCCAAGAGCUGCAGAGGUAGAUAGAUACCAUCAAGAUAAAUUAUGGUAUGAACAUGGAGAAAUGGUUUUUAUGGCUCUUGAUACAAAUCUCCACGUGAAACUGCUUGGUAAAAAAUCAGGUGAAAGCUUUGCAUUUGGAAGCCCUCUGAUUAACCCUUCAUCAGCAACCAUGCUCCACAUACAUAACAGUGGGCUUAACUCAUAUGAGCUCCACAGAUUUGACCAAAAGCUUACUAAGUGUAACAGACAUGGGAAAACCUCCACUGACUUUCAGUCCUUUCAGAAACACGAAAAGGCAAAUCCUGAAGAAAAACCCUAUGGAUGUAAGCAGUGUGGAAAAUCUUACUCUGAUUACACUGAAGGAAAUGAUGCUAAAGAGAAAUCCUUUCUUUAUAAGCAAGAUAUGAGAGCCUUCAGUACAUCUAACCAUGUUCAAAUCCAGGAAAGAGAUCAUAGUAGGGCGAAUACCUAUAUAUGUACACAGUGUGGAAAAGGUUUGAAUUCUCAACAUGAUGUUGAGAAACAUGAAAGAGCUCACAGGGGGAUAGAAUCCUAUGUAUAUAAACAGUGUUGGAAAUCCUUAAAUAAUAACACUUCAUCUAGAAAUCAUGAAAGAACUCACAUUGGGGGAAAACCCUACAUAUGUAAGCAGUCUGGGAAAGCAUUCAGCACACAGAAUGGUUGUCAAAAGCAUGAACAGACUCACAUUGUGGAGAAAUCCUUUGUUUGCAAGCAAUGUGAAAAAGCUUUCAGCAAGCAGAGAUAUUGUCAAAGACAUGAACAAACUCACACUGGGGAGAAACCCUAUGAAUGUAAGCAGUGUGGGAAGGCUUUCAGGACAAACAGUAAUUAUCAAAUACAUGAAAGAACUCACACUGGGGAGAAGCCCUAUAUAUGUAAGCAGUGUGGGAAAGCUUUCAGGACACACUUUAAUUGUAAGGAACAUGAACGAACUCAUACUGGGGAGAAGCCCUAUAUGUGUAAGCAAUGUGGGAAAGCUUUUAGCACAAACAGUAAUUGUCAAAUUCAUGAACGGACUCACACUGGAGAGAAACCCUAUGUAUGUAAACAGUGUGGGAAAGCUUUCAGCACACACAGUUACUGUCAAAUACAUGAAAGGACUCACACCGGGGAGAAACCCUAUGUAUGUAAGCAAUGUGGGAAAGCUUUCAAGACACGGAGUAAUUGUAAAAUACAUGAAAGGACUCACACUGGGGAGAAACCCUAUGUAUGUAAGCAAUGUGGGAAAGCUUUCGUCACAUACAGUUACUGUCAAAGACAUGAACGAACUCACCUUGGGAAGAAACCUUAUGUAUGUAACCAGUGUGGGAAAGCUUUCAGGACACACUUUAAUUGUAAGGAACACGAAAGGAUUCACACUGGGGAAAAACCUUAUGCAUGUAAACAAUGUGGGAAAGCUUUCAGGACACAGAGGCAUCAUAAAAUACAUGGAAGAAUUCAUACUGGUGAAAAACCCUAUGCAUGUAAGCAUUGUGGGAAAGCUUUUGUAGCACAGAGGCAGUGUAAAAAACAUGAAAGGACUCAUACUGGGGAGAAACCUUAUGUAUGUAACCAAUGUGGGAAAGCUUUCAGUUGGCAGUAUAUAUAUAAAAUACAUGAGAAAACUCACACUGGUGAGAAACCCUAUAUAUGUAAGCAAUGUGGGAAAGCUUUCACCCUGCAGAGUUACUGUCAAAGACAUGAAAAAACUCACACUGGGGAGAAACCCUAUGUAUGUAAGCAGUGUGGAAAAGCUUUUACCAGACACAGUCAUUGUCAAAGACAUGAAAGGUCUCACACUGGGGAGAAACCUUAUGUGUGUAGCCACUGUGGGAAAGCUUUCAGCAGGCACAGUUCUUGUCAAAUACAUGAACAAAAUCACACUAGAGAGAAACCCUAUAUAUGUAAGCAAUGUGGUAAAGCUUUCAGCUCACACAGGUAUUUUCAAAAACAUGAACAAACUCACACUGGAGAGAAACCCUAUGUAUGUAAGCAAUGUGGUAAAGCUUUCAGCACACACAAUUGUCAGAUACAUGAAAGGAACUUUACUGGGGAGAAACCUGAUGUGUUUAAACAAUGUGGGAAAGCUUUCAAGACACAGAGUAAUUGUAAAAUGCAUGAAAAGACUCACACUGGAGAAAAACCAUGUCAAUGUAAGCAGUGGGGCAAAGCUUUUAUCAGGCACAGUUUUCAAAAACAUGAAAGGUCACAAAUUGGACCCUGUGUAUGAAAAUGAUAUUGGAAAACUUGCAGCACACAAAAGGAUUGUCAAGGCAUGAAAGAAAUCAUAGUGCAGAAACCCUGUUAUGUAAGUAUAUGGAAAAGCCUUUCAGUUACUGUAGUAAUCACCAUGAGAUUAAGAAAUUAAAAGAAAAUUAACUUAGAAUAUAUAAAGUGACUGGCACUGACAUGAAAGGACAGUGCAGAGGAAGCCCAUGUAAUAAAAUCUUUCAGUACACAGGUAUUAUUACAUACCUGAAAGAAUGCAUAUAACACAGAAUCUGAACAUAUGAGCAAUGUAGGAAAUGUUUUACUUUUCUCAAUGCAUUGAGUUCCAUGAAAGAAUUUAUGAGAGGGAAGUGAUAUGUAUGCAACAAAUAUGAAAGAAUUUUGACUGAAGAGAAAGCCUAUAUAAAUAAUCUAUGAGAACUUUUUAUGAUUCUCAUACCAUCACAAAACAUGCACAAACUCAAAAUGAGAUUUAGUAAAUACCAAAUGUGAGCUAAUAAUGAGUGUGACAGAGACAGAUGUGUUAAGGAUCAGAUACACUGUUUCAAAGUUUUGGAGUAAUGCACAGAUGAGGCUGGAAAGUGCAUAUUACAUGCAGAAUAACAAAGCCCCUGUCAACCAAGUCUUCAGUACAUAGCUUUAAGGGACAUUUUUUUAUGCAAACCAUUGCCUUAGUUGUAUAGGUAAAGUUAAGUAAGCCUGAUCAUAUUUAUUUUUCGUAUCUUAAAUUGACAAUUUUAAAGAAGCAGAGGGUUUAGUGACUGUUACCAUAUGUUUGGGCGGUGAAGUUGAGAGAUGUUAAUGAAAAAGCACAGUGUUUCUCUAGAAUACAAAAUGGCACAGAUCCUACAGGGACUGCAGUGAUUGUGGCAGUGCCAAGUAGAAUUUGGUAAAGGUUGUUUUAAUGUUUCUCCAUAUAUCCAAAAGAUAAUUGUUUAGAUGAUGCAAAUUCUACCUAUAAUAUAAACAACAAUAAAUUGCAUUUUACACUUUCAGUACAUGAUUUUGUUAUUUUUGUUUUAUGAAAUGAAUACA
Fukomys damarensis (Damara mole-rat) is the source of this 3664-nucleotide messenger RNA. Its product is annotated as zinc finger protein 14. Gene Ontology annotation, biological process: regulation of DNA-templated transcription. The record is from RefSeq and is a predicted model, not a curated record. Gene Ontology annotation, molecular function: DNA-binding transcription factor activity, RNA polymerase II-specific; RNA polymerase II cis-regulatory region sequence-specific DNA binding. NCBI's taxonomy places the organism in Eukaryota, Metazoa, Chordata, Mammalia, Rodentia, Bathyergidae.